Messenger RNA from Pelmatolapia mariae (spotted tilapia), 2903 nucleotides. It is a transcript of the gene vamp1b, whose product is annotated as vesicle associated membrane protein 1b. Gene Ontology annotation, biological process: SNARE complex assembly; vesicle fusion; vesicle-mediated transport. Bases 637 to 1014 code for a protein of 125 amino acids. Gene Ontology annotation, molecular function: SNAP receptor activity; syntaxin binding. Lineage: Eukaryota; Metazoa; Chordata; Actinopteri; Cichliformes; Cichlidae. The transcript is spliced from 6 exons. The record is from RefSeq and is a predicted model, not a curated record. Gene Ontology annotation, cellular component: SNARE complex; plasma membrane.
UCGUUACGAGUCCAAGUGGUGAAGGCAGGAGCAGAGACGCAUUAUUGCAGUUGCCCACAGAGCCACUUUGCACGGACAAAACUAGCGCACCUCGCACACAGCGCGCAGUGAGAGAGAGAGUGAAGGAGGCAAUCAGAGACGACAGAUUUCCCGUGACUGCACUUUCCCCCCUUUAUUGUUAUUAUUAUUAUUAUUAUUUUUAUUUCAAUCGCAGGUAUUCUGUCAGUAGCUUUCAGAAGAGGCAACUCAACAACCAGCCAAUCAGUGCUGCGUCUCAGGAUCCAGGAGGGGAGCAUCACUUGGAGGAGCCGGAUGCAGCUCUGCAAGAAUCCAAACAUCCGUGGAUUUCUUUUGCAUGGAUUAUAAUUUGGAAGUACUUCCUUCCUGAGCUGGCAUCGCUCCUUUUUCACUCCCAGCCCACUAAUCUGGUCACACAGUGAAUUAUCACCCGACCUGUAUACGUGUCUCAGUAUUGCAGUACUUUUGGUGACGGCUUGCAGUAUAAAAGCAUCGCUAGAAGAUCGGCUCCACUGCGCCAAGAGCCUCCGCCUCAGUUUACUACCCUCCUUCUCCUGCCUCACAGCCAGUCACCCCUCCUCCGCUGCCCGUGAGUCAGUUCAAACAGCUGCAUAGAAGAUGUCUGCCCCAGAUGCUGCCCCACCAGCUGGAGCUCCUGGAGCUCCAGGUGCCCCUGGCGCAGAUGGAGCCCCAGCUGGCGCACCUCCUGGCCCUCCCAAUACCAGCAGCAACCGCAGGCUACAACAGACUCAGGCCCAAGUGGAAGAGGUGGUGGAUAUCAUGCGGGUGAAUGUGGACAAGGUUUUGGAAAGGGACCAGAAGCUUUCAGAGCUGGAUGACAGAGCGGACGCUCUCCAAGCUGGAGCCUCCCAGUUUGAAAGCUGCGCAGCCAAGCUAAAAAACAAGUACUGGUGGAAGAACUGCAAGAUGAUGAUCAUGAUGGGUAUCAUUGGAGUUAUUGUGGUUGGAAUCAUAUUCUUAUACUUCUUCCACUGAGCUCAGCUCAUCAGUACAGAUGAAUAUGGACUUGAGGAUAAUAUGAGAGGGGAGAGGCAAAAAAAGAAACCCAAGCACUGCUCCUCAAUUUUGUCAGUCCUCUCCUUCUUCUCUUCACACAGUCUUCCAUCAAACCAUCUUGCACUUAAACAUUACAUUAGUGUUUAUAGAUGUCUCUGCUCUCUUCGUCCUCUUUCCCUCCCUUUCCUUGCUGCUUUCUUCCACUGUUUUGACUUGAACUCUUGCUCACUCUCCGCUGCCUCUGCACCUCAUGUAUUAUUGAAGGACACAGCAGGCAGAGUCAAAAGAGGAAGGAAGGAAGAAAAGGAAAGAAGGUAGAGGGAGAACACGUGGGGCUAAGCACGCUGGUGGGGGGUGUACAGAAGAGUUUGCAGUCUUUCUACACCGAGUACGCCAAAGCUUAUUCAUAUGAUGUUUUUUUGAGAGUUCGACAUUUGUAAAUUGAUACUGACAUGCAUAACUAACACACAUCUUCUGUCUGCUGCUUCCACAGUUGCUACUUACUAACACAAGGUCAUGUUAGAUUAAGAUUAUGCUAGUUUCUGUUGUUUGUGCUUGUGUGUAUCUGUGAUCCAAAGCAUUGUAGCUAAAAGCUUUCUUCCACUUUUACCUGGUAGGCUUUGAUUGGUAUUUUUUUCCCUUUCCUGUCUAACUUUCACUCACUUAAGUCUUUUUUUUCUGCAACCUCCAGUGAUAACAAGAAAAGAGAAAUGCAAAAUAGGGAAAGAGACUGUGUGAGAGUUUAGGAAAGGAGGAAGUGAUUCAGGGAAAGGUAGUAGGAGUACUGCAACACAUUUCUACUGCAUAAAUAGGUAAAAAUUUAAAUCCGGACUGAAAAACCAGAGUGUUUAUACCACAGGCAUAGAGGUGGCAUUUUAGUAAUGAUAUGCACAGCAAUUAAGUCACACGAGCAGGCAUUUACAGACAAUCUAAUGAAUACAUGAACUAACUGCUUCAGUCCAGAGGAAGGCCUCUUAAUUCUGAUUUGCAGAGAGUCCCAGCCAUAGACAGAUGAAUGUGUAGCGCCACAUUUCAAACAGGUAGAGACACAGUUAUUUUGAGAGUUGUGCUGUCAAAGUGUUUAAUUGUUGUUUAAGUUGUUCAGAAAGCAGGAAAAGAGGAGAGAGGAUAUGGUUUUGGAAACCCUGAGCCACCUGGCCGUCCCACCGUCACUGCUGACUCACAUAAAAGCACCCAUCUGUCACCGGCAGUAUGAUAACGGCCAGUGUGAAGCGUUUGUUUCUAACCUGCAUGGCAAACGGUGUCCGUAGUUUUGCCUUUUUGUGUAACCUGUGUAUCUGCCAUUUCUGAACCUUACUGCCGACUGUACAUUUUUUUUCUUAGUGGUUUAAAGGACCUAUGUACAAUGUCUUUCUGAUCUGAUAAUUACUGCUUAUGCAAUGCAACAAUGCUCAAGAGUUUGCCAACAUUUUGUUAAGAUCACUUGCGUUGGACAGUAAAAUAAUAUCCAGAGACUGCAAACAAACUGCUACUAUAGUGAAAAAUGAAAACUUAGUAUUAUUCGUGUUGUAUGAGUAGAACCAUAGUACACAUCUGUCAGUUUACGCUCCUGAAAACAGGUUUAUAAAUUCUUUCAAGUUUUUUGAGGGGCUAUAGGAUAUGAAGUUUAUUUUCCUUACUUUGGACUGAUAUUCAGGGUUGAUAAAACGCAAAGGGCAUUUAUGCAUAAUUGUAGCGGUUAGCCAAAAUUAUCUAAUGAUACUGUGCAGUAAUAUUAUUAGAUAAUUAACAUGGGACAUGAGAAGAUGUUUUGUGAUUUACAACUUGGAACUACUGGAAGAGAUGCAACUGGAUUUAGAACAAAUGCAUGUUUACCACUUUUUGCUGAUGCCAAUAAAGAAAUCAUG